Polistes canadensis is the source of this 5116-nucleotide messenger RNA. It is a transcript of the gene Mctp, whose product is annotated as multiple C2 and transmembrane domain-containing protein 1. Gene Ontology annotation, molecular function: calcium ion binding. Gene Ontology annotation, cellular component: synaptic vesicle membrane. Lineage: Eukaryota; Metazoa; Arthropoda; Insecta; Hymenoptera; Vespidae. The coding region runs from base 835 to 3855 and encodes 1006 amino acids. The record is from RefSeq and is a predicted model, not a curated record. The transcript has 14 exons. Gene Ontology annotation, biological process: regulation of neurotransmitter secretion.
ACUUAGCGAUCAGUCGUCUCUCGAACGUCGGAGCGAUAAUAUAUUGUCCGAAGUUUUUCCGCACGCGGAUCUCGCGUUUUUUUCUCUCUCUCCCUUUUUUCACUUCGCACACCCUUCCUUAUUUUAAUAUUUUUUUGUUUUUGUUAAUCUUUAUUAUAUCUAAUAGAUCUAUAUUUUUCUCCUCGUCAAUUUUUUUUUAUUAUUUCUUCCUUUUACAAUAUUCCGCUUGGACUUUAUCGAACAUAUUUUUCUCUUUCUUUCUUUCACUUUUUUCUCUCUCUCUCUCUCUUCUUCUUUUUACCCCUCAUCUUUAAGCUGGACAUCAAAAGGGGUACACAUUGAGAGUUACAAAAAGCGUGUAAAAAAGUUCGAUGACGUUGUCACGCCAUUUGGUCGGUCUUUGAACAUCGAUUGUCCCUUAGAUCGGAAAAAAGUGCAUACGGUAGAUAGAAGAGUGCAAGGAAAAGUGCAUCGAGGGAAAGAUUGAGUACUAGAGCUAAUUACGAGGCUUUAACUAAAAAUGAAGAAAAAGAACGUUAGGCGAAGGAAGAGAAGGAGGUACGAAGGGUUGGGAGUGGUGGCUUAUCGACGAAGCAUUAAAUUCUGCAGAAUCGAUGAUGCUCUCGGGGGCGCGUCGACAUCUUGGAUCAACGUUAAAUUCUUCCUAACGUGAGCUCGCGGCUACGAUCGAUGAUCCUUAGGCCGAUUAUUGAUAUAUUGGUGACGCAACAUGUUAUCGGAAUCUGCAGUUCAAAAAUUACAUUUCAAGAAGAGGCUGAAAAUCACCGAUUUACCUGAUAUAUCGAAGAUUAAUGCGCGCUCUCGGAUGAUAAAAUGAGCAAGAGCGUGGAAUUGCUUGCUGAAUCGGAGGACAGUGAACAAAUACCAGUCGAGGAACUACUCCCUGCGAUCGUGGCUAAAAAAAUGAAAAGAAAAAGAAAAGUAAAAGAUACGAAAAGGGGAAAACUAAAGAGAAAAAUAUGCUUGUGGAUCGCAUGUUCAGAUAACACUACAGAAGAAAGAUCCAGACUGAAUUUGAACGGGAGCAGACAGCUCUCGAAAAGCGCCACGGAGCUCCGGGACAACGAUAUCGAGAAACUCUCGCCGUCUAGGCGUGGCGAGGUUGUUGGUGAGUCCGGGGUGAUACAUCACCACCGGCAUCAUCGGCACGCAACGUCGGUGGCACAACGCACGCAUACCUUCUUUGCAACAUUGAAGAGCCGUUGGGCUCGUAGCCGUAGCAAAGAAAGAAAAAAAUCCAAGGAUGGUGGUGGUGGUGGUGGUGGUGGUCUUGGAGUCCCAUCGACCCAAGAGGCAACAACAACAACAACCUACAAAACUCCUGGAAUCGAAUCUGAUUAUGCGGCUGAUUAUUCUUCUGAACAUAGCAGAAGUUCAUCUGCCACGCAAAGUCCAGCAAGACAUUGUCUCAAACACCCAGAAUCACCAUUGACACGAUCAGGAAGAGACAAAAUUUUAACCAUGCAAGAGGAUAGUCCUGGCAAAUGCAGCGAUGCAUCUUCGAAGGGAUCCUUGAAUCGUCAGAGUUUCAAGGACGUUCAUAUCAGCGAGGAUGCACGUGGUUCGAAUCAGGACGGUGCUUACGUUCAAGACGAAAUUAUAAGGAGGAGGGAAUUAGCGUUAAGACAACACGCUUUCUUUCAAUUACGUCUUCACAUCAGGAGAGGUGCCAAUCUGGUAGCCAUGGACAGAUGUGGUGCUAGCGAUCCGUAUGUGAAGAUCAAGUCUUCUGGAAGGUUGUUGCAUAAAUCACGAACGGUUCAUCGGGAUUUAAAUCCAGUUUGGGAUGAAAGUGUCACUCUGCCAAUAGAAGAUCCUUUUCAACCGUUAACUAUCAAGGUCUUCGAUUACGACUGGGGCCUCCAGGAUGACUUUAUGGGAGCUGCUCAAUUAGACUUGACGCAGUUUGAUCUAGGUAAUCCGCAAGAUGUAACCCUGGAAUUAAAAGAUCCAGCCAGGCCGAAACAACAUUUGGGUGAAGUCUACCUCACUGGUACACUUUGGCCGAGAAAUCAACAGGAGAAGGAACAGUACUUCCAAAGGACUAAUCGGUUGGCAGACGUGAAUAGAAAAUUAAAGUCGCAAAUAUGGAGUUCGGUAGUAACGAUUGUUCUAGUGGAAGCAAAAAACUUGUUACCGAUGGAUAUCGAUGGUUUGUCCGAUCCCUACGUUAAAUUUCGCCUUGGUACGGAAAAAUACAAAUCAAAAGUUGUAAACAAGACUUUAAAUCCGGUAUGGCUGGAACAAUUCGAUCUUCAUCUUUACGAGGACCCUUAUUUAGGACAGGAAUUGGAAGUAACAGUUUGGGAUCGUGACAGAAGUCAUCAGGAUGAUCUUAUGGGUCGGACCGUUAUUAAUUUGGCAACGUUGGAACGAGAAACUACUCAUCGAUUAUGGCGAGAUCUCGAAGAUGGUUCCGGAAAUAUUUUUCUUCUUUUAACUAUCAGCGGAACUACAGCGAGCGAGACCAUAAGUGAUUUAGCUGCCCACGAAGAAACGCCUAGAGAGAGGUCGAAUUUAAUUCAAAGAUAUUCUUUAACAAACACGUUGCAAAGGCCUCGCGAUGUUGGUCAUCUGACGGUGAAGAUAUAUCGAGCUCAAGGUCUCGCAGCAGCUGAUCUCGGUGGGAAGAGUGACCCUUUUUGCGUCCUGGAAUUGGUGAAUGCUAGAUUGCAAACACAAACUGAAUAUAAAACAUUGGCUCCUAAUUGGCAAAAGAUUUUCACCUUUAACGUGAAGGACAUUAAUUCGGUGCUAGAAGUAACGGUUUAUGACGAAGAUAGGGAUCACAAAGUUGAAUUUCUUGGUAAAGUCGCUAUUCCAUUAUUGAGAGUUCGUAACGGUGAGAAAAGAUGGUAUGCACUGAAGGAUAAGAAAUUGAGAGGUCGGGCUAAGGGUAAUUCACCUCAAAUUCUUCUUGAAAUGACUGUAAUUUGGAACGUAUUCAGAGCUUGCAUCAGAACUCUCAAUCCUAAGGAGAAAAAGUAUAUGGAACCUGAGAUCAAGUUUAAGAGACAGGUUUUUCUGAGAAACGUACUUAGGCUCAAAGCGAUCAUCCUAUUCUUUAUCGAAAUGGGAAAGUAUAUGCAGAGUUGCUGGGAAUGGGAAAGUAAACCAAGAAGCAUAUUUGCCCUGAUCAUCUUCGUUCUUGGAUGUUAUUAUUUCGAACCCUACAUGAUACCAGCAUUGGCUUUAUUAAUUCUACUCAAAUAUUAUCUGCUUAACAAGGAGGAUAGGAGUGGAUUCAAUCAGUGGAUUUGCGGACAGGUCGCCGCAGUUACUGGUGCAUCAUUUACGCAUCAAACGAGCCCUCAUUUUCAAGAUACUUCGGAAUUGGCAUCAGAUGAUGGACCGGUAACACCAGGUGACGAUGACGAUGACGAGGACGAUAAAGACAAAGAGGAAAAGAAGAGUCUGAAGGAACGAUUACAGGCGAUUCAGGAGGUCACCCAAACUGUACAGAACUCCAUUGGUUACAUCGCCAGUCUUUGCGAGAGAAUAAAGAAUCUUUUCAAUUUUACAGUUCCUUAUCUCAGCUAUUUAGCUAUGACCUUGGCCAUAAUCGGUGCAGCUGUUCUCUAUUAUAUACCAGUCAGAUAUCUUAUACUUGCCUGGGGCGUUAACAAAUUUUCCAGAAAAAUCUUUAGGCCACAUACUGUGCCUAAUAACGAGAUACUUGAUCUAAUAUCUCGAGUACCUGACGACGAGGAGAUCCUUAACUACAGGGAAUUAAAACCAUUACCUACUGCUGAUUGUGAAAGAGGAGGAGUCCCGGGUUUUAGCGGUGGGAACACUGCGAAGAGGGAACAACGGAAAAGACAUAAAGUGGCGUAACAGAAUGGCCCGCGGCCGGAAGUCGCGGGUCCAAGGUCAUCCAGUAUACUGAAGUCGGUACUCUUACGUAGGAGAUUGAAAAAUCGAAAAGAAACUACCGAUAAUCCGGAUCAAGUCGUCGACAUCGAUUAAUCGUCGAACGAUAUAUGAUCAGCUGGAUGAAGAUCGAGGGGGAAGAAAAAUCGUCGUUUUUACCAUCUUGAUGAUUUCACCAACGACUAAUACGUGUAUCUAUCUAUCUUUUUUCCCGAAGGUCAUCCCAGUGAACUUGCUCGAUCGAUAACUGGGACACAAACGUAGGGAAUGAGAUAAAGAGAUGUAUAGAUAGAUAGAUAGAUAGAUAGAUAGAUAAAUAGUUGGAUAGAUAGUAUCUCAGUGAGAUAAAAUUGACGUGUAAAACGAUCUUACUCUCACAAGAAAUAUAUAUAUCUAUCCUUUAGUAUAUUACAAAUAGAAUACGUUCUUUCAUUGGUCGGAAAUAUAUGAGACGAGUUUUGAAUUAGACAUUAUCGUGCUCAAAGCUAAAUUUUCUGCUUAAUUGUUCGCUAUUAUUGAAUAAAAUAUUCGCUGAUACGUUGACGAUUCAUACUUUAUGAAUUACGAUCCUUGUGAUCUUAUGAAAUCAUCCUCGUCGUUUAGCUUUGUUAUCACUAUUUCUUCCUUUUUUUAGAUUUAUUUAUUUACGAAACAGAAUAUCUACGUAAUUCUUGUUUCUAUUUAUACACACACACAAUAAAUCGUUAUUGUAUAAUAAAGGAGCUUCCAAUUGUAAUGAAAACAAAAGGAGCAUGUUAAUUGACGCGAUGAUUUCUAAUCGAGUACAAAUCCUUCCCAAGAAAUAGUUAAAGUUUUAGUAGGGGAUUUUUUAUCUAUUUUACGUGUCAACUUUUUAUCAUCAUGCGAGUUGCGAAUGAUUUUUACGCGUUCGUUGAGCUUUAUUGUUGCACACUCUUCGAUUUUACGAUUAAAUAGAAAAUCAUUGUAUGUAUUCCUUUUCACACUUGUCGACAUUUUUGAGAUUUCAUCGGUAUUUAUCAAAAAGAAAAAAAGAAAAAGAAAAAAUAGGAAAGAAAAUAAAAGGAUUUGGACAAGCGACCAACAACACGUUAUAUUAUAUAACACAUAUUAUAUAUAAUAUAUUUCUUAUCAAGAAAAACAUCAUUUAAACGAUAAUCUCUCAUUGUUGGGAAUAAUUUGUUAAACAUAAACAAAUAUGAAUAAUAAAAGAAGAAAAAUUAAAAGAAAAUAUAAAAAGAAAAAA